This is a messenger RNA of Strigops habroptila (Kakapo), 792 nucleotides long. RefSeq names its product leucine rich repeat containing 26 (gene LRRC26). The transcript has 2 exons. The record is from RefSeq and is a predicted model, not a curated record. Gene Ontology annotation, molecular function: protein binding. The coding region runs from base 1 to 792 and encodes 263 amino acids. Lineage: Eukaryota; Metazoa; Chordata; Aves; Psittaciformes; Psittacidae.
AUGGGGUGCUGGUGGUGCCGCGGCAUGGUGCUGGCCUGGCUGCUGCUGCUGCGCCCGCUGCCCUCGCAGUGCUGCCCCGCUGCCUGCCGCUGCUCCAUGGAGAACGUGGACUGCAGCGAGCACGGGCUCCGCGAGGUGCCCCCGGGCCUGGCCACCAACACCAGCGCCCUGUGGCUCGACUACAACUUCAUCACGGUGCUGGGGCCACGCUCCUUCCCGCCGCUGCCAGGGCUGCAGGUGCUGAGCCUGCCCCACAACCAUCUAGGGCUCAUCCACAGCCAGGCACUGGUGGGGCUCGGGGCCCUGCAGGAGCUGGAUCUCAGCGACAACUACUUGACCGUGCUGACCCCUGAAACCUUCCUGCCCCUCACCAACCUCACCAAGCUGAACCUGGGUGGAAACAGGCUGAGGCAGCUGGAGCCUGGGGUGCUGCGAGUGCUACCCCAGCUCCGAGCCCUCUUCCUGCAGGACAACCCUUGGGGGUGCAGCUGCAGCAUCCUGCCUCUCUGGCGCUGGCUCAGCCACAACAGGGACAAAGUGCGAGAGAAGAGCUUGCUCCUCUGCAGUGUCCCGGAGCAACUGAACAAGUAUCCGAUCAUGGCUUUUGGGAAUGAGUCCUUCAGGCAAUGUCAGGAGACCUCGCUCUCUGCCCAGCACUACAUCACCUUCAUGAUCAUUGGACCAUUCUCUUUCAUGGCCAGCAUCUUCUUCUGCACCUUCACAGGCUCCGUCGUGGUGGUUUACCACAACCUGCGCAAGGAACCCCAUGUCUCAAGGAGAUCCUGCAUCUGA